AUGGCUCGGCCACCCAACCCAAUCGAUCAAUAUCGCCACUAUGUCAGCUUGCUGUACCUCAAUGGCGUCUCGCGAAGCCAGAUCAGAUAUAAGCUGCGGAAACAUUACAAUGUCGCUGUCAACCUUAGCACAAUCUCGCGGCGGGUGGCCAGCUGGGGACUUCCGCGUCAACAAUCACGCACUAUUGAGACUCCAGAGCUCAUGGAAGCUAUUCACGACCUUAUCUUCCGUGUUGGCCUUACCGAGAAGCAGACCUUGAGUGUUCUUCAGAGGCAAGGCUGGCCUAUCACUAAAAGAGGUUUGAAACGCAUCAGACUCCACCGGGACCGUCGCUGGCUACGUCGCAUAAACAGCGACGAGGAACGCCUUGCUUUGUUGGAGAAGACAGAGCAAGUUAUUGUCGAGAUGGCUCAACGAUCUAAUGCCAUUGCAGGAUACGGUCGAAGGUUUCUCCAGUCAUAUCUACGCCAACAACAGCAGCUUUGGGUACCCAGGGAUCCCCUGUUUGAAAUGUACAAAGUCAUGUUCCCAAACGAUGUCGAGAUGCGCCGAAGGAUGAUGCGAAGGAAGAAAGGGCAGUUCCUCGUCCCGGGGCCGAACUACCAGUGGUGCAUUGACGGCCAUGACAAGCUGAAGGCAUACGGUUUCGAGAUAUACGCCGCGAUUGAUGCAUACUCCCGCAAUAUUGUCUGGUUCUACCUUGGCCACUCAGCCAGCACCGCCUUGAGUGUGUUGAAGCAGUAUUUGGCUGCAUGCGACGCUUAUGGCUUGCGCCCAUGGUACUUGCAGGCAGACCGGGGUAGCGAAACGCCACUGGUCGCAGCAGCCCAUUGGAACUUUGCCUUAGCUGCUGGUGGGCGCGUGGAAUGGAAUGGCCAAGUCUUCCAGCAGGGCAAGCGGAUGAAGGAUUCCUACAAGGCGGCACCGAGUACGAAGAACGUCAAGAUCGAGAAGUGGUGGGAGAGCAUGCUUCACGUCUCUUCACGGCAGUGGGUGGACUACUUUGGGGAGCUUGCCAGAGAUGGGGACUUUGACGGCGAUAUGCUCGAGGACCAGAUUGCUAUCUACGCUGUCUUCGAAGAUGUGCUGCGUCAAGAGCUCUUCGAUUUCGUAGAGGCGUGGAAUCUACACAAAAUUCGCCUUCAGAAGAACCGGCCUCAUGUUGUGCACGGCCAACCUUGGAUGAAUUACCAUUACCCUGACCCAAGCAAGGCUUGCAAUUGGGGAAUCCCCAUCGACCGUACAGUUCUAGGCGAGCUGGCACAGCCACUGGCUGGCAUCGACAUCAGCACAUGUCUUGAGCCAGAGACAAAGGAAUGGUGCCGCGACGUUCUUAACGAAAUGGAUUACCAUAAUGUAGUCCUCGGCGAUCACCAGGAGCCUGACAAGUUGCGCCCAUUGAAGCGCUUCUACCUUGCCCUUCGCGACAGGAUCAUUCGGCACAUAGAGAGUGGACAACGGCCUACGCUAGCCUACCGUAGAGCACCGACCGGGGGAGUUGCCGAAUAUGAAGCACUACUUGCACGAGCAAAUCAAGCCCAUCAAGAGGAGCUUGCAGAUAUGGAACCAGCAGAACAGCCGCUUGUUGAACUUGGCGUUGAAGACGAAAAUGGAAAUGACAUUGAGGGAAUAAGUGAUGACGAGGAGGACGCUGGCACCUCUGAUGGGUAG
Ilyonectria robusta is the source of this 1671-nucleotide messenger RNA. RefSeq lists its product as uncharacterized. Gene Ontology annotation, molecular function: nucleic acid binding. The coding region runs from base 1 to 1671 and encodes 556 amino acids. The transcript has 2 exons. The record is from RefSeq and is a predicted model, not a curated record. Lineage: Eukaryota; Fungi; Ascomycota; Sordariomycetes; Hypocreales; Nectriaceae.